AUGUCGUACUACGGAAACGGAGGAUACGGAGGAGCCCCAUACGGAGCCGGACAUCCAGGCUAUGGAGCCCCACCACCAGUUCACGGAGCACCAGGAUACAUGCCACCACCAACUGUCCACGUCCACACCGAUGGAGGACACCACGGAGGACACCACGAUGUUCACCAUCACGGACACCAUGACAGCCAUCAUCAUGGAGGACAUCAUGGAGAACAUCACUACGAGAGCCAUCACGAGAGCCACCAUCAUGGACAUCAUCAUGGACACCACUGA
Molecule: messenger RNA, 273 nt
Organism: Caenorhabditis briggsae
Lineage: Eukaryota; Metazoa; Nematoda; Chromadorea; Rhabditida; Rhabditidae
Exons: 1
Coding region: 1-273 (90 amino acids)
Biological process (GO): stress response to metal ion
Source: RefSeq, a predicted model, not a curated record